Myripristis murdjan (pinecone soldierfish) is the source of this 1641-nucleotide messenger RNA. RefSeq names its product BUB3 mitotic checkpoint protein (gene bub3). The coding region runs from base 165 to 1145 and encodes 326 amino acids. The transcript has 8 exons. Gene Ontology annotation, molecular function: protein binding. NCBI's taxonomy places the organism in Eukaryota, Metazoa, Chordata, Actinopteri, Holocentriformes, Holocentridae. The record is from RefSeq and is a predicted model, not a curated record.
AGGAUCCCCCGAGACGACAGUUACAUUUGAAGGAACAGACGAGGCACGCAGCCCAUUAUCGUGCUUGUUACAGCCUAUAUUGCGUUCAUAUUAACUAUAUUAACAAUAAAAACAAUACAAAUCCUAAAGACAGUAAAGAGUUUGACAACAAGACGUCCAAAGCGAUGACCGGCUCAAAUGAGUACAAGCUGAACCAGGGCCCGGAGGACAGCAUCUCUGCUGUCAAGUUCAGUCCCAACACAUCCCAGUUCCUGCUGGUCUCCUCCUGGGACUCCACUGUCCGCCUCUAUGAUGUUGGAGGAAACACCAUGAGAAUGAAGUACCAGCACACAGCUCCAGUUCUUGAUUGUGCUUUUUAUGAUCCAACACAUUCAUGGAGUGGAGGUUUAGAUGCGCAGUUAAAAACUCAUGAUUUGAACACGGACCAAGACACAAUAGUUGGAACACAUGAUGCUCCCAUUCGCUGUGUGGAAUACUGCCCGGAAGUCAACGUCAUGGUAACUGGUAGCUGGGACAGAUCGGUUCGUCUGUGGGACCCGAGGACGCCCUGCAACGCCGGCACCUUCACUCAGCCUGAGAAGGUGUACACCCUUUCUGUGGCUGGCGAUAGGCUGAUUGUAGGCACAGCUGGAAGGAGAGUGCUGGUGUGGGAUCUGAGGAACAUGGGCUAUGUACAGCAAAGAAGAGAGUCCAGUCUCAAGUAUCAGACCCGCUGCAUCAGAGCCUUCCCCAACAAACAGGGCUACGUCUUGAGUUCAAUUGAGGGCCGUGUGGCUGUGGAGUACCUGGACCCGAGCCAGGAGGUGCAGAAGAAGAAAUAUGCCUUCAAGUGCCACAGGCUCAAGGAGAAUGGAAUCGAGCAUGUUUACCCCGUCAAUGCCAUCUCAUUCCACAGCGUUCAUAACACCUUUGCCACAGGUGGCUCAGACGGCUUUGUGAACAUCUGGGAUCCGUUCAACAAGAAGCGCCUGUGUCAGUUCCACCGCUACCCGACCAGCAUCGCCUCGCUGUCCUUCAGCAAUGACGGCACCAUGCUCGCCAUCGCCUCCUCCUACAUGCAGGAGCAGGGAGACAUCAGCCACCCGGAGGACGCCAUCUUCAUCCGCCAAGUCACAGAUGCUGAGACCAAGCCCAAGUCAACCUAAGUCCGCCAUGGAAGGGUUUCCCCUGCGUAGUUUCCCCUAAAAUGUGGCCUAUUGAAGCCUUUAUCACAUUUGGAAUAUCUGCUGGCAUCCAGUGUACCAUUAACAUAUUUUUCCUGUCACUGUAUUCCUCUCCAUUUACAACAGUAAAUGUUUUCUUACUUUUAAUUAAUAUUUGUUCAAAUUCCCUCUCCAAUUCUGGCCUGUCCUGUGUAUGCGGACAACCAGCUGUUGUUUCUUUGAUCUUUUACUAAAACUUUUUAUUUCUUUUAUUUUUUUCCUGUUUUGAUAAAGACAUCUCAGCAAACGUGAACUGUUGCUGACUGUGUAAUUCUGCAAAUGCGAGGUGUAUUUUAUGGAUCUUUUACCAGACAUGUUCACAUUAAAAAUAUUGGCAUUACAUUUGCAUGAGCAUGUUGACGCUCAUUCAGUCCUUGCAUUUAUCUCUUAUUUGGUACAGAUACCUGAAUUUCACACAAAAUAAAAAAUACACAUUUCA